Amphimedon queenslandica is the source of this 1254-nucleotide messenger RNA. RefSeq lists its product as uncharacterized. Lineage: Eukaryota; Metazoa; Porifera; Demospongiae; Haplosclerida; Niphatidae. The record is from RefSeq and is a predicted model, not a curated record. Bases 26 to 1099 code for a protein of 357 amino acids. Gene Ontology annotation, biological process: positive regulation of protein localization to cilium; regulation of cytokinesis; positive regulation of cilium assembly. Gene Ontology annotation, cellular component: early endosome; centrosome; midbody. The transcript is spliced from 7 exons.
GUGUGUUUAGGAGGCGUGGCUGAAAAUGGCCUCCAAAGAAAAUGACAAGGACAAUCCUUUUUCUUUUAAAUCUUUUGUGACUAAGAGACAGGGCGGGGGCUCCGAGCCACAGAAAAAGGAGAGCUCUAAAAGAAAGAAGAAAACAGGAGAAGCAGCGACUUCAGCUCCUCCCACUGUCGUUGACUCCCUUCCUCCCCCUGGCUCUGUUGCAUCCGACGUUAAUCCAUUCUCUUUCAAAAACUUUGUCAAAAAGGCUAAAGACUCCGGUGACGAUGACAGCUUAUUUUCAAGUGAAGACGAGAAUCCACUCUCGGAACCCACGAAACUGGGUCUGCCAUUAUUGGCACCGAAUCCAGUCCCAGUGGCUGUAGGAAUAAAGACUAAAGCAGCAUCAUCAAGCAGACUAAAGACAGAACCAGUAAAAGACCUCUUCUCUUCUAGCAGUGAAGAUGAAAUUGAGUUGUUAGGAUCAUCAACAUUACCUCCAUUACCAUUAUCAGAUCCACUGGGAGGGAGUGAGAGAGAGGAGGAGGAAGAGGAGGGAGGGAUUUUAGACAUUAAUCCAUUUCCUGAGGUUGCAAUGUUGGCACCUGAUGAAACCCAACAUCAACUAGUGAACGAAUUGAAUAAAGUUAAAGCUGAGAAUGAAGUUUUAAAAAAGCAAGUAACUGAAUUAGAAAAAAAUUAUAAAAAAGAAAAAGGAAGAUCACAAUCACUUAAAGAUGAAGUAAAACUAUUGAAAGAGAAAGAGGCAAAAGACACGAAAGCACUCGAUGACAUGAUACAGAAAGUUGAAGAAAAUCUCAAGAUUGCAACACAACGAUCAAUUACUGCAGAUGAAACUAUCAAAAAACUGAAAGGGCAAAUAGCAUCUUUACAAACUCAAUUGGGACAAGCGAAUCCCCAGGCAAUACAUAAAAGCUAUGAGGAUCUUAUCAUUGGUGUGAGAGAGAAAGCCAACAAUGCCUCACAGCAGCUAAAGGCAGCUUCUUAUAAAGCUGACUUACAAAUAAAGGAAUUAUGCCAUGGGAUUGAAGUACUGAAACUUGUGUCAGACACUUUAGAAAACAUUGACAGCAUUUUUGAAGUAAAGAAAUAGUUUUGCUGUACCCAGAAAGAUUUCUCUGGUGUGUAUUAUAAUGCAUGUUGUUUUCACAGUUAUUAUUUUAAUUUUUUAUCUUUUAAAAAAAUUUCACCUGUGUUCUAAAUAUUAUAAUAAAAGUUCUACAAUUAAACCAGUCAUCCUUUCUUUUU